Molecule: messenger RNA, 1681 nt
Organism: Anopheles merus
Lineage: Eukaryota; Metazoa; Arthropoda; Insecta; Diptera; Culicidae
Product: protein single-minded-like
Exons: 8
Coding region: 1-1608 (535 amino acids)
Biological process (GO): regulation of transcription by RNA polymerase II
Molecular function (GO): DNA-binding transcription factor activity, RNA polymerase II-specific; protein dimerization activity; RNA polymerase II transcription regulatory region sequence-specific DNA binding
Source: RefSeq, a predicted model, not a curated record
AUGGCAUUUAAAUGUCUGUCCACCCGUUGUGCCAUGAAGGAAAAAAGCAAAAAUGCGGCCCGUUCGCGGCGAGAGAAAGAAAAUGUGGAAUUUUUGGAGCUUGCCAAACUGUUGCCCCUACCCAGUGCCAUCACAUCCCAGCUCGAUAAAGCGUCAAUCAUACGCCUCACCACCUCGUACCUGAAAAUGCGACAAAUCUUCCCCGAAGGACUAGGGACAGCAUGGGGGACAGACCGCAACCAUCAGCCGAAUGGCCGUACCGGGAACAUCAAGGAGCUCGGUUCACAUCUGCUACAGACACUGGAUGGUUUCAUUUUUGUCGUUGCGCCCGACGGAAAGAUCACGUACAUCUCCGAAACAGCAUCCGUGCAUCUUGGGCUCAGCCAGGUGGAGCUUACUGGCAACUCGAUAUAUGAGUACAUUCAUGCGUACGAUCAGGAAGAAAUGGCAUCGAUUUUAGCGCUACAGCAACCACCGAACCAUCGGCACAGCUAUAGCCAACAGCAGCGAUCGUACGUUGUCGACAUGGAGCGCAACUUCUUCCUGCGAAUGCGAUGCGUUUUGGCAAAACGUAAUGCCGGACUCACCUCAUCCGGUUAUAAGGUUAUUCACUGUUCUGGCUACUUAAAAGCGCGUGUCUUUCCCCACGAAUCACUCAACACACCCGGGUACUGCUGUGUGCAAAAUCUCGGCCUAGUAGCCGUUGGUCACUCGCUGUCUCCGUCAGCGGCCACGGAAGUAAAAUUGCAACAAAACAUGUUCAUGUUCCGCGCAAGUUUGGAUAUGAAACUGAUUUUUCUGGAUGCAAAAGUUUCACAACUCACAGGAUACGAGCCCCAGGAUCUAAUCGAAAACACGCUAUACCAGUACAUCCACGCCUCGGACGUUGUCCAUGUAAGACAAACCCAUCAGACGCUUUUACAAAAAGGUCAAGCCACUACCAUGUACUAUCGCUUUCUCACCAAAGCAGGAGGAUGGCGAUGGGUGCAAUCACAUGCCACGAUUGUACACAACACGCGCUCUUCGCGACCGCACUGUAUCGUUAGCGUCAACUAUGUUCUAAGUGAUUUUGAAGCGCAAAAUCUUCAGCUGAACGAAAGUCAGGGCGCUAAAUCAUCGCUACGAUCGAGUUUUGAAAUGUUUAAUUCCACGCCAACAACUCAUCACCAUUCAGCUGCAUCUGAAGAACGUAUGUCGGCGAAGGCUUUCAACGGGAAUCAGCAGCUGUCCACCCAUGAGGAAUCUCUUCCAUUUAAUCUACCACCCGAACCAUUAGACCCCAGUAUUGAGCCCUGCAAAGAGAUUGACAAUUUCCUCAAGUUUCAUCAUACGCUCGAAUCGAGCGAAAGUACUACGAUCGCUGAGCUGAACGGUAGUGGAAAUGAUGAUUCCUUUCUGCCCAACGAUUUGUGCUACGAUCAGUCGUCACAGUUUACAACUCAGACACAACUCAGCUACCCGUUCGAGGACGCACAGUCCUUCACUUCGGGCGAGUUUCUGGAUCCUUUUUACGAGCAGCUGUACUCAACGUACGAGACGCAUCCCCCGGAUCGGGAUUUAAUUUUGCGCUCCUGCUCUGUUAGUACGAGCGGCUCGGACACAACGUAGUUGGAACGAGAAGAGACAUUUCGAUGAGAGUAUUCAUAUUAAUCCAGUGAUGAUGAAAACGACCACACGCCAG